GCCCGGCGUCGCGAGCGCGGUGUCAUUGCUCAGCGCGAGUACCGGAAGCGACAUGCUUCCAAGGUUCAGAAGCUCGAGCAGGAGAACAAAAAUCUCAAGGAUGCCAUAGCCGAAAUCAAUAGGACUUUCAAGGGACAGCCCGUGUCGGAGGAUCUAAGAGCCGCACUCCGUCGUGCACGAGACCUCGCCGACAUCACCGAAGAUGAUGCCAUGGAUGAUGUCGACGACCAUGAUGUUGAAGAAGUAGGACCAUCAAAAUCACCACCCAACAGCCUAUCCCGGGCACCAUUACCAGCAACAACCCAACGCUCAAUAGCGCCAGAAAAUCCAUCAUCAACAUCAGAAAGGCGCCUCCGUGCCAGCGGCAGAUCAAGUCCCCGCCUAGACUACGGCCUCUGGGUAGACACAGACCGCCUCAUCCGCAUCCUCGAACCACCACUCGACAUCAUCCCCUAUCUCGGUCCGGGCAUGCAUACCCUCGCCGGAUGCAUCUUCUGGUCCACAAUGAACUACACCGUCGACCUCUGGGACGCGCGCCCUUCUCCGCCCGCCAUCAAAGCUCUGGACCGCAUGUUCAGCCACUCCAAGCAGCUCACUGACCGCAAGUACCUCCUCUCGCUCGCCCAGGCGAGGAUUGACUACAAGAACAAGGGGUACAUGUUCCGCAAGCUCUCGGACCAGUUCGCUGAGCGAGCCUGCGUGGAAAUUGACCAACUUGUCAGGGAUGAGUGCGAGAAGAAGGGGAGGCCGAGCAGGUACUGGAAGACGCCGGAAGAGGUCGCGGGGAAUAUCCUCAACCAGAUUACGACUGAUCAGGCUGUGAGGAUGCAGGCUGUCGCGGAGGGGAAGGGGACGCCUUCUGAUGGCGAGAUGAUGCAGGCGCUUGUGGGGUGGCUGUCUCAGAACUUUGUGUGCUUCGGUGACGGGCCUAGGUGGAGUACCGUCUGCGUCUCGGUUGGCAUUGGAAGUUGGGUCAGAGAGCUCAUGGAAAGAGACGCU
This is a messenger RNA of Colletotrichum acutatum, 999 nucleotides long. RefSeq lists its product as uncharacterized. The transcript has a single exon. Lineage: Eukaryota; Fungi; Ascomycota; Sordariomycetes; Glomerellales; Glomerellaceae. The record is from RefSeq and is a predicted model, not a curated record. The annotation marks the transcript as partial.